Pomacea canaliculata is the source of this 5283-nucleotide messenger RNA. RefSeq lists its product as uncharacterized. The record is from RefSeq and is a predicted model, not a curated record. The transcript is spliced from 4 exons. Bases 25 to 5247 code for a protein of 1740 amino acids. NCBI's taxonomy places the organism in Eukaryota, Metazoa, Mollusca, Gastropoda, Architaenioglossa, Ampullariidae.
GACUUAAAAGCUGCUAUACCUCAGAUGCACUUUUUGCCAUUUAACCUCAAAGACAGGAGAGUAGAUGCAACUACUAGGGAGACAGAAAGAACAGACAUGCUUUCUGCUUUUGGUAAUGUUUCAGUUCAGACUGAACGAAAUAAAAAGAGUUCUUCAGAUGUGACAGGUGUUCAUAAUUCUGGUUCUGAUCUCAAACAGCCGGAUCAUAUCUCCUCUAAACAACAUAAUAAACAUGCUAUAAAGAAUAUACAUGAUCUCAGUUCUAAAAUCUCUGUGCCUGUUGUUGGUAGUGUUGAGAAGAUUCAUCCUAGAGAGACCAAGUAUUCCAGUUUAAGCAAAGAAAUAGCUGAUUCAGGUGCUGCUGUGGAUAAAUGUGAAAAUCGUGAAACAGCAAACACGCAGACCAAAAUGCCAGUAACAUUUAAAAUGUUACAGAAAGAAGGAUUGCAGAUCAGUAGUUCUGCCAGACUGUCAGAGGAUAAGAAGCAUCAAGUCGUAGAAUCAAAACCUGUUUUGUCACUUUCCAAAAGGAGAAAAAGAUCAAGAAAGAAAACACGACAGCAAAAUUCAUUAGGACAGACUCAGAACAUGCCACAUGCCUUUGAAGCCAUUCCAGACAAAAAUCAUGUGUCGUCAGUUACAAAAUGUAUUUCUAAAAGUUUGAAAUCUUGUCCUCUUGUUUUCUUGUCUUCGGCCCCAGGAAAGCAAAAGAAAAAUUUGGCUUUAAGUCAAAACGUUAAAGAAGAGAGUACAUUUCAGCACAUGCCUUCAAACACCCAACACAAAACCGAUGUGCAGAAGGUACCACCAGAACAAGGAAAGAAAAAAGGAAAACAUAAUGCCAAAAAAUCACCAGAUUCUACAGAAACCAAAGAUUAUGAAGAAGCCAUGGUGCGGUUAGCUAAAGGUCUGCGACCAAAAGGCUUUAUCUAUGUGGGAGGCCUGGGCAAGAACCCAAGUGAUGAUCCUCUGCCUGUACUAGACAGAAAGAUCAGAAUGAAGAAAUCAGCAUCAGAAACUAAUCAGCCAUCACAGUCUCAUACUGUUAAAACACAGGGCAGUGAAAAAGGUGUUAGUCCAUGCUGCCAACCAGAGAAGCAAAUAGUUAAGAAAACAUUCAAGAAGAAACAGGUAAAGGGUAUGACAGGUUAUAAGAAAAAAAGAAAAAGGAGAAUGAAAAUGGAGGAUUUUGUUCAAAACCCCAGCAGUGUGGUGGAAGAUGAGGAUAUUAAUAUCAAUGACUUCCAGUUUGAUGACCCAGUAGACUUUUCAGAGACAAUUCCAUGUGAGGCAGCACCUUGUUUAGAUGGUGAACUGGCAUCAUCUGUACAAUCCCAAGGAGGAGGAGAAGGAAAAAACUGUGAUAAGUCAGUGAUCAUCAAACACAGUGCAUCUGCAUCAAGUCUUGGCAUCACCAGCUGGACUGAUGCUCUUGUCAGGCCCAGUCUGCAGCCUCAAGUCUUGCUGGUAGAUCUAGUGAAGGCCUACCUUAAGGGAGCAGAUUUUGAUAACUGCAGGAUCUGCCAAAAUGUGAUUGAUCUCAGCCUUGUAGAGAGAGAGGAAGCAGAAAAUCUCCCACUACCACAAGACGACUUAGCACUAGUUCCAGACAUUUUAAAGCCAGGAACAGCUAUUUCAGAUUCUUCAACUCUGCAGAAAAGGUUUGAACCUAACAGUGGACAACUCACAAAAGACCACAUUUCAAUGCAGAAUACUUCUGAUGGCAAAGAGAAGCCUGAUGCAGAUUUAUCAGCAGGUGACUUGGUGAGAAAAGCUGAUGGUGAAGUAAGAGGUGAUGAUACCCGAACACAGGUAGCUGUUUCAUCACGGAAGCAGGGGAGCCCUGGUUCUAUUAUCAAUAGUGAAGACAAUUCAGGUGCAUCAGAUGUUUUUGCAUCAUUAGAUCAAGAAAAUAAAGCCACCGUGAGCACUUUAUUUGGCACACUUACAACAGAACAUGUUUCUGUGUCUGCAAAGAAUUCAGAGCAACUGUAUGCAGGCAUAGAUUGUGUACAGAUCAUUCCAGUUAAAGCCAGUGAGCAUACUAUUGUGGCUGCAGAAAUUAACUCACAGCUGGAUUCAUCAGAGUCUUUUACUAGAAACACUGAAAAGGUUGAUGAUGUAAAUAGUGAGGAGUCUAAAAAUGAAAGGGUUUGCAGUCGAAAAACUCUUCAAAAAGAAAGUGGCAGUCAGCAAGAGUCACUGAGAUGUUCAUCCUUGCAGGAAAAAUCAGUGAAUACUAAAACCACUAUUAAAGAUUUAGUAGAUGUACCAGCAAAAGUGAUACCAGUGCUUAUUGACAAAGAACAUGAGGAAAGUGUAAAUCCUUGUUUUGACAUCACUGCUGUGAAUGUGGUGUCAAAGCUUUCUUGCAUUCUGCCAGAGUUUGAGAAGGAUGAUACUAGAUAUUCUUCUUUGGCUUCAUCUUAUAACUUUAAAAAAUCGCCUCUUUUUGUUGAGUCAUCUAUAAAGUCAAGAUCUCUUGUCUUAAAUCCAUCUAACUGUACUGGUAGAAAAAAUAAUGAAAAAAAUAGUCGAGGAGAAAUGGCAAGUGUGCAGUGGCCAGAUACUCUUCUUCAGACUAAAGAAGUUAUUCCUCAACGAUCAUGUGAUGUUGAGGUUAAUGAAAAAAGAUCUGUUGCGAUUGAGACGGUGAAUUUAAUGGAGUCACCCAGCAGAUUGCAGAGCUCUUCAGUCAAUUCUCAUAGAAAUGUGAAAAACUGGCAGCAAUGGAAAAGCUUACAGGCAGCCCAAUUUAGCUGCCAAGAAAGUGAGAAUAAAAAAAAUGCCAUAGAUGUUGCAUGUCCAAAAUCUGAGGCCCUUAAAACUUCAGACAUUGUCUGUGAUGGGAUUUCUGAUUCAGGUGUCUUGCUUGAUAAUCCAUCUCUUAAAUUGGUGUCGGCAUCCACGUCAGAAAAGCAAGGCAGCCACGUCAGUUCAGCAUAUGACAAUUCAAGUUUUUUUGAUAUGAUUAACAAAACUAGUAGUUUUCCCACAAGAAAUUCAAUACCAGGUUUGGAUCUUAUUGAAGAACCACCACUCUGUAACAUUUCAAGUGUGUGUGAUGGGCUGAAGUUUGCAACUGAAGUUUUGUCUGUUUCAACUGAGAAUGUUGAGCAAGCAAAAAGAGAAAUUUUGGCUGCUGAAGAACCAAGUGUUAGCACAGCUCUUAUUUCCUAUAGUGGUGAGAAUGAUGUAGAGGGAGCUUGUCAGGAAGAGGGAAGCUCCAAUCAGACAGCUUGUAGCAGAGACCAAAAAAUAGUGCUUGAACAAGAAACUUUUGAAUUACCUAAUGUAGAUGGAGCCUGUAGGCUACCUGUAGAAAAACUUACAAAAUCUCCAAUUACAUUGGAUAUCAGUGAAGCUGAAAGAGAGUUUUCUUCUGACUGUUUGGAGGAAGACAAGGAGUUUCAAAUCUCUGUGAAGACCAGGCCUGUUGGCAUUGGCUGCCCUAUUCCCAGCGUUGCAAAGCAGCAAGGUGAAAUAAAAAAUUGUAUAAACGAAUGUGAAGAGCAAAUGUCCUUGAAAGCUGUUCCUAUGUUCCAAAGUGUUGAGAAUCUACCAUCUGGAAACAUUGGUCAAAGAGUAGAAAAUCAGACACCUCACUUUAUUCAUCAGGGAUCCAUGCAGCCACAAACAGUAUCAUAUGAAAAUAUGGGAAACACAAUCUCUGUAAGAAACAUUCAUCAAAACUCUCAGCAACAACCAGGAUAUUAUACAGGGAAACCACAUUAUGUAGAAUUAGGCCAACCCUAUUUCGGUUCCACAGCUAGACCAGUAGCCAUGUUUUUGCCAUCUUUGCCAGGGUUUAAUCAGCCACCUCAAUCACCACAUUGCUUUCUACCUUCGCCUCCACAGACUUUUUUACCCGGAGGGAAACAGUUCCCUGUUCAGCACCUACCUAAUUUCCAGCAGUCAUCAGCUGGAAACAUAACUUUUCCAAUGGUAACAGUACUUAGACAUUCUGCUGUUGGGAUUGUCUCACCCAUGGUUCAUGGCGCUACAGUACAUGGUGGAGAUCUCAACUUAGCAAAUAUGCCACCAUCCUCUGCUCCAUCAUACAAUUGUAAUAAUGCAGCAGAUUUCAGCAAGAAACCUAGCAUGUCUUCUUCUGUGAGUGGCAGUGAUGUGUAUUCAUGGUUCUCAGAUAUUCUUAGUGGCAAACGGAAUUUAUCUCCUCAGGGCAGUAAAGACACAGAGUCUAGCAGUAGGUUGGGUGAAGUAGACUUCAAGCAUUUUACUAAAAGCAAAGAUAAGACAAAGCGUCUAAAGUCAGAGAAUGAUGACACGUCAUCAGAUCGAGAAAAAAAGUACAGCUAUAGCAACUCAUCCAGCUCUUCCAAAACCAGAUUUAAGCAUUUUGGUCCAGACGAUUACUUUGACAUGUCCCACAAGUCAACAUCUAAAGCCGCUGGCUACAGCAGGUCUAAAACUCUGCAGACAGAUUCAAGUGGCUCACCAAGUUUAAAGGAUGGACAUUCUGAUCGUUUCAGAAGAAAGAGUGAGUGUGUUGGAUCAGAUGACUCAACUUUUUCACCUUGUUUCUUGAAGGACAGAUUAAGUCGUUCAAAAAGGAGAACUAAAUAUUCAAGAUCACGUAGUUCAUCUAAUUCAUCUAAUUUGGAAAAGAACAGAUCUUCCAGUCCCCCAAAAAGAAAGAAGAAACGUACAGAUUCAGAUGAUUCACGUUCAUCUCGUGGCACUAAACCAAAGACACAGCAUUUGGCAUCAGAAGGUUUUGGGCGCGGUCAUAAAAAGUCAGAUGCAGGAAGGGGAAGUUCCACAAAAACUUCAGUUUCAAAAACAUCCAUGAUCAAAAUAGCUACCUCUUGCACCAAAAGCUUGGAAUCCGAGACAACAGGCUCAAAAAUUUCAAGAAACAGAAUCUCAGAUGUAGCUACGAAAGAGGACACUAAGAGGAGGACAGUUUUAGAAUUAAAUAACAAACCAGGGUGCACAACUUCUAAGGCAGCUGUUUCAGGUGAAGUGAUAGUCCUGGAUUCAAAGAAAAAACGCAAAGAAAACUUUAACAAUAUUCAGAGCGAAGAUGCUUUAUUGAUGGCUUGUAAAAAGAGUUCUGUGAAAGAUGACUUAAACACAUACAUGACCGGAGAAUCAGGCUGUCCAGUUGUUGCCCAGUCUGACAGAUCAGAGUCAGCAGGAUCGUCAUUUUCAUCAUCUGAAGCAUCUGCAUCUGUUGAUUCAAAUUCUUCACUGAAAGCAGGGUUGUUCGGAGGACUUCGGUAAGUCAGGGCUCCAGAAACAUCAGAUGCUUAAACGAAA